Molecule: messenger RNA, 1368 nt
Organism: Myotis myotis
Lineage: Eukaryota; Metazoa; Chordata; Mammalia; Chiroptera; Vespertilionidae
Gene: NUDT1
Product: nudix hydrolase 1
Exons: 3
Coding region: 549-1232 (227 amino acids)
Biological process (GO): DNA protection
Molecular function (GO): 8-oxo-7,8-dihydroguanosine triphosphate pyrophosphatase activity
Source: RefSeq, a predicted model, not a curated record
GGCCUGAAAGCGCACGGAACCCGAGCAGGUGAGCUGGGGAGCAGGGACCAGGGAACCCCGGGCAGGUGAGCUCGGGAGCAGGGAUCAGGGAACCCCGGGCAGGUGAGCUGGGGAGCAGGGACCAGGUGAGCGGGGGCCAGUGCACCCGGCAGAGGGGGACGGACAGCCCUGGGGCAAACUGAUGCUUAUCUUGGUGCCAGUGGGCGAGCGGGCAGGACUGCCUUCCUGCUUUUUUAAAAUAUAUUUUUAUUGCUUUCUGAGAGGAAGGAAGGGGGAGAGAGAAACAUCAAUGGUGAGAGAGAAUCAUGGAUCGGCCGCCUCCUGCAGGCCCCACAGUGGGGAUGGAGCCCGCAACCUUUGCACGUGCCCUGACCGGGAAUCGAACCCUGACCUCCUGGUUGACAGGUGGAUGCUCAGCCACUGAGCACUCCGGUUGGACUUGCCCUCCUUGUGUAGAGGAGCACGUGCUAAAGCGGGGCCUGCGCUAGGGCGGGGAAGGGAAGGUGUGUCCGCGCCCCCCCCCCCCGCCCCUCCUGCUGCCUCAGGGUAUGAAGGCCAGGCCUCCCGCCAGCCCAGACCUUUCGCUCAUGGACAGUGCAGAGCUGGGAGGUCACCAGCAGGCUUCCCCUUCCUUCCAGAGCACAUUUCUGCCCCACCUGCCCCUGCCCCCGCAGCACACCUGCUUCCAUCCACCACCACCCCCAACCCCACCGCGCCCAAGUCAAGCCAACCCGCCCGCCUUCCUCCUCGGACCCGGGACCAUGAGCGCCUCCAGGCUCUACACCUUGGUGCUGGUGCUGCAGCCUCAGCGCGUGCUCCUGGGCAUGAAGAAGCGGGGCUUCGGGGCCGGCCGCUGGAAUGGCUUCGGGGGCAAAGUUCACGAAGGAGAGACCAUCGAGGACGGGGCCAAGAGGGAGCUGCAGGAGGAGUGCGGGGUGACCGUGGACGCGCUGCACAAGGUGGGCCACAUCACGUUCGAGUUCGUGGGGGAGCCCGAGCUGAUGGACGUGCACAUCUUCUGCGCGGACAGCGUGCAGGGGACGCCCACGGAGAGCGAGGAGAUGCGGCCUCAGUGGUUCCCCCUGGACCAGAUCCCCUUCGCCCACAUGUGGCCAGACGACAGCUACUGGUUUCCCCUCCUGCUCCAGAAGAAGAAGUUCCAGGGCUACUUCAAGUUCCAGGGCCAGGACACCAUCCUGGACUACAGGCUGCGCGAGGUGGACACGGCCUAGCGGCAGGACCACGCGUGCCCCUCCGGCCGCAGUCACAGCCGCACUGCACGUGGGCCCACCGGGCGAACCACGCCUGGGUUUUUGUGUUUGGAACGUGAGUGGAUGGGAAGGAAAAUAAAUGUCUUUCACCUUUUCA